Molecule: messenger RNA, 708 nt
Organism: Mycosarcoma maydis (corn smut)
Lineage: Eukaryota; Fungi; Basidiomycota; Ustilaginomycetes; Ustilaginales
Exons: 2
Coding region: 1-708 (235 amino acids)
Source: RefSeq, a predicted model, not a curated record
AUGUCGGCAUUGCCGUGCCUGAAUGACCACGAGUCCAAGCGUCGUGUCUCAACAGGCCGAACUCGACAGCACGCGGCCUUCGCUGUGUGGAAUCUGGCAGAGAAAGAAGGAGAAUCACGAAUGAAACCCAAUCCUGCAAAGCUCGCCCAGCAACACUUGGGCCACGAUAUGCGCACCUCUGCCUUGCGGUCGAGCCUUGCCGCGGCAACAGCUUUUGAAUCAAGAAUGGCAAUUGUUGCGUCGCGCUUCACCGCCACCGGCAAGUCCUUUCCGUCCGUCCCUCUUAACAGGCGAGUAUCAGCCAAGCCUAGUUCAAUCCUCGAACCCGGCAUUGCCAGCGAGCGUCUCUUUGGAGAUGGCUUGGCAUCAUUCAAACUGCCGCUGCCAGAUUCAUGUUUCGCUUCCAACUCGACGCUGUGCGUGGAAUCUGAGAUCCAACUCGGCGAUCUAGCUGUUCCCGAAGUAGGCGAAUCACGAAAGCGAUGGUUAAUUUAUCUAAACAGUCACGAGUCGUGGACGAAAGGGUUCGGCGUCACGCGCAAAAUGCGCGCGCCUGGCCAGCGCAUCCACGUCGUUUCAGGAUUCAAGUUUGCAAUUCACCUUACGAUCGCAACCAUGCGGAUCUACACCGCAGUACAGCCGCUGAUCGAGUUCGUGAUUCGUUCAUGGUCGGAACGCUUGUUCGUACUUGGCAAGCCAAGAGAGUGA